Fusarium verticillioides 7600 is the source of this 672-nucleotide messenger RNA. RefSeq lists its product as hypothetical. The record is from RefSeq and is a predicted model, not a curated record. Bases 1 to 672 code for a protein of 223 amino acids. NCBI's taxonomy places the organism in Eukaryota, Fungi, Ascomycota, Sordariomycetes, Hypocreales, Nectriaceae. The transcript is spliced from 3 exons.
AUGUUCCAUGAAGUAGACGUUGGCGACCAGAUACUUACUAACAGUAUCUGUACGCAGAGAGCUUAUACUGAUGUUCAAACUCAGUUCAAGAUCACGCACAAGCGAUACUUGGACCGUCUAUUACAUCAGGUCGAGGCGACACGGGAUGGCAACGGUCAGCCUCGGACGGAGGAGGACUACAUUAGAAUACGUAGGAGGACUGUUGGUGGAUAUCCAUGCAUCAGUCUCAUCGCCUAUGCCCACAACGUAAACUUGUCGCAGGAGGCAUUUGAGCACGCUUCUGUUCAGGAAUGCAUAGCUGUAGGCUGUGACCUUGCCUGGAUCCACAACGAUAUCGUCUCAUACAAGAAAAACGUCAAGUCAGGUAUUGAGCACAACUUUGUCACAGUCCUGAAGAAGAACGGCUUCACUACUCAACAAGCCAUGGAUAGAGCAGGUGAACUCCAGGAUGAGUGUUAUCGCCGAUGGUACCUCUCUCUGGCAAGCAUGCCUAUCUGGGGUGAGUCUAUUGACCGUGAAGUGUUGAGAUAUAUCGAGGCAUGCCAUAGCUUCCCUCUCGAUGACCUGCUUUGGAGCUUCCAAACAGGGCGAUAUUUGGGAGCCACGGAGGGAUACAAGUUGCAUGAGACGAGGGUUUUAGACCUGUCGGACUUGGAGCCUAUCGCUGUGUGA